CGUUAAGCCUUUUCAUUCGUUUUCUGGGAGACAAAGUACCCCAUUUAAGCUCACGCUCUGCUUCUCCCUUUUAUUUGGGUUUUCGAGUCGUGAGCUUUCGGUUUUCUUUAUCAAAACCAUGGCGGUUUCUUCGACUCUUUGCGGUGCUAAAUGGGAGCGUUUGUUGGUCAAUGCUUGUUCGUCGCCCGGGGCAUCUUCUUUGCGGGCGUGCUCUCUUUCUCAGCAGCAAAUGAAGGCUUUUUCCAAGCCUAAUAGUGGAAAGAAAGGUUUGGCGCAGAGGAUUGGUGGAGUUAGAUGUGAAGUUGCUCAAUCUGAAGCCAUUAGCGAAGGCGAAAGAAUCGAUCCCUCCAAGGCUUCUGCGCUCUCCGCUCUUGAACAGCUCAAGACUUCCGCAGCUGACAGAUAUACAAAGGAAAGGAGCAGCAUUGUGGUCAUAGGGCUUAGUAUUCACACUGCACCUGUGGAGAUGCGUGAGAAACUUGCCAUUCCAGAAGCAGAAUGGCCACGAGCCAUUGGAGAAUUAUGUGGUUUGAAUCAUAUUGAAGAGGCUGCUGUUCUUAGCACCUGCAACAGGAUGGAAAUAUAUGUUGUGGCCCUAUCGCAGCAUCGUGGUGUCAAGGAAGUAACUGAAUGGAUGUCAAAGACUAGUGGUAUCCCAGUUUCAGAGAUUUGUGAACACCGGUUUUUGUUGUACAACAAAGAUGCUACACAGCACAUCUUUGAAGUAUCUGCUGGUCUUGAUUCUCUUGUUCUUGGAGAAGGUCAAAUUCUUGCACAAGUUAAACAAGUUGUUAAAGUUGGGCAAGGUGUUGUUGGCUUCGGAAGGAAUGUUAGUGGGCUGUUCAAACAUGCAAUUACUGUUGGGAAACGGGUUAGAACAGAGACUAACAUUGCUGCUGGGGCUGUUUCUGUUAGCUCUGCUGCUGUUGAAUUGGCUUUGAUGAAGCUGCCUGAGUCUUCACAUGCUGCUGCUCGAAUGUUAGUUAUUGGAGCAGGAAAGAUGGGAAAGCUUGUGAUCAAGCACUUGGUGGCAAAAGGUUGCACCAAGAUGGUUGUUGUUAAUAGAAGUGAGGAGAAAGUCUCAGCAAUCCGUGAGGAGAUGAAAGGUGUUGAGAUUAUUUACAGACCCCUUACAGACAUGCUCGCUUGUUCAGCGGAAGCUGAUGUGAUCUUUACUAGUACUGCAUCAGAAACUCCGUUGUUUUUGAAAGAACAUGUCAAGGACCUCCCCCUUGUCAGCUCUGAAGUUGGUGGUUCAAGGCUCUUCGUUGAUAUCUCCGUUCCACGAAAUGUGGGAUCAUGUGUCUCAGAUGUUGGAGGCGCACGACUGUACAAUGUCGAUGACCUGAAGGAGGUUGUAGCUGCUAAUAAAGAGGACCGACUACGAAAAGCAAUGGAAGCUCAGGCCAUUAUUGCUGAGGAAUCAAAACAGUUUGACGCAUGGAGGGAUUCACUUGAAACCGUUCCAACCAUCAAGAAGUUGAGAGCCUAUGCGGAGAGAAUUCGAGCUGCAGAGUUAGAGAAAUGCUUAUCAAAGAUGGGGGAAGAUAUCCCAAAGAAGUCAAGGAAGGCAGUGGAUGAUCUCAGCCGUGGAAUUGUGAACAAACUUCUCCAUGGUCCAAUGCAGCACCUGAGAUGUGAUGGCAGUGACAGUCGAACUCUAAGUGAGACCCUUGAGAACAUGUAUGCACUUAACAGAAUGUUCGGCCUCGAGACAGAUAUAUCUCUUCUAGAACAGAAAAUUCGAGCCAAGGUGGAACAAAGCAAAAAGUAGGUGUCGAUGUAGAAUAUCCAACUUCCUAAUGGUCAAAUAAGAGGGUUACUUCCUCAGGGUGUUAUGAGUUUUCAUCUGCUGUAGUUGUCGAUUCAAAGUUCUUGUGGGGUAUAUUUCAAUUCAUUAAUUUGUGUAAUUUAGACUCUUUUGUGUUUGAAUCUCAUUUGAUCUUCACACUCAGACGACAUGCUUGUUGGUGGUCUUUUGGCUGUGGUGUGCACAGUGUGAAGUGAGCUUGAUCCGUGUCACAUUCAUCUGUAGAAUGUAUGAUAUCUAUUUGAACAAUAUCAAGCAUUGUAACUAAUCGCCACUUAUUUUAAUA
Hibiscus syriacus is the source of this 2096-nucleotide messenger RNA. Its product is annotated as glutamyl-tRNA reductase 1, chloroplastic-like. The transcript is spliced from 3 exons. The record is from RefSeq and is a predicted model, not a curated record. Lineage: Eukaryota; Viridiplantae; Streptophyta; Magnoliopsida; Malvales; Malvaceae. Gene Ontology annotation, biological process: tetrapyrrole biosynthetic process. Bases 119 to 1774 code for a protein of 551 amino acids. Gene Ontology annotation, molecular function: NADP binding; glutamyl-tRNA reductase (NADP+) activity.